AUGGAUGACCACAUCAACGACCAGGUUAUUGAAGAAAAGCAGAACAGAGCAAUGAGGAGAGUGAAGACUGAGACCAAUCGCUCAGAACCUGAUAACUCAGGGAAGAGAUCCUCCAGAGUUGCUGCAGUGUGUCUGGGGCUGCUGUGUGUUCUACUGGCUGGGAUCAUAGGCCUGUCUGUCUACUAUGAUGGGGUCUCUAAGAGCUUCAUAGCCUAUAAGACCAACUCAUCUGCAGAGAUAGAACAGCUACAGACCAGCUACAACAACCUGACUAAAGAGAGAGACCAGCUACAGACCAGUUACAACACCAUGACUAAAGAGAGAGACCAGCUACAGACCAGUUACAACACCAUGACUAAAGAGAGAGCCCAGCUACAGACCACUUACAACACCAUGACUAAAGAGAGAGACAAGCUACAGACUGAGAGAGAGUUUCUUAACUGGAGGCUUAUCAAUCUCAGCUGGAAGAAGUUUGAAUCCAGUUGGUACUUCCUGUCUACUGAGACUAAAACCUGGAAGGAGAGCAGAGAGGCCUGUCUGGAGAGAGGAGCAGACCUGGUGAUCAUAAACAGCAGAGAGGAACAGACAUUUCUCUUCAACCUCAAGAAGAGAGUCUGGAUUGGUCUGACUGACUCUGUUACUGAAGGGACCUGGAAAUGGGUGGACGGCACCCCACUGACCACAAGGUACUGGUAUGCCAAACAGCCUGAUAAUUCAGGUCCUACUGGGGACGAGGACUGUGCUGAGAUACACGAAGAUCAGAGUCCUCUAAAGUCAUGGAAUGACAUGUCAUGUGACAGCAAACUCAACUGGAUGUGUGAGAAAGUGGUUUAA
Messenger RNA from Salvelinus fontinalis (brook trout), 834 nucleotides. RefSeq names its product CD209 antigen-like protein E. The transcript is spliced from 6 exons. Gene Ontology annotation, molecular function: signaling receptor activity. The coding region runs from base 1 to 834 and encodes 277 amino acids. NCBI's taxonomy places the organism in Eukaryota, Metazoa, Chordata, Actinopteri, Salmoniformes, Salmonidae. The record is from RefSeq and is a predicted model, not a curated record.